AUGGCGUCGUCACCACCUAAUAACAUAAACCCUAACAAUCCUAAUCCACCGUUACCGCCUGCAUCUUACCCUCCCCCCGCAGGUCCUUUACAGUACGCUCCUUCCUCUUCCUCUUCCGCGAGUAACUUACACCAACAGAGAUCACUCCCUUUCCCCUCGCCUCCUCACUCGCCACGUGUCAAUCACAACCCCGGAACACACAUCCUCGCUCUCCUCAACAACAACAACACCAACAAUAACGGAGGAGGAGGUGUCUCGGUGAGUACUCAAGAUCCGAAUAAUCCGAUUCGUGUAGGGAGCUGUAAGGUUCCUAGGGGGAGGAGAUUGAGCGGGGAAAACGCUGUGUACGAUGUUGAUGUGAGAUUACAGGGCCAGAUUCAGCCUCAGCUUGAGGUCACUCCCAUUACUAAAUACGGCUCCGAUCCUCAGCUUUUACUCGGAAGGCAAAUCGCUGUUAAUAACAUCUAUAUUUGCUAUGGUUUGAAAGGUGGGAACAUUCGUGUUCUCAAUAUCAACACUGCCUUACGAGCUUUAUUCCGUGGCCAUUCUCAGAGAGUGACAGAUAUGGCUUUCUUUGCUCAAGAUGUUCAUCUCUUGGCUAGUGUAAGCUUAGAUGGAAAGGUUUUUGUAUGGAAGAUAUCUGAAGGGUCUGAGGGAGACGAUGAUCCUCAGAUCACUGGAAAAAUUGCUCUUGCUCUUCAGAUUCUAGGUCAUGAAGAAGACACCAAACACCCACGUGUUUGUUGGCACUCACACAAACAGGAAAUUUUGGUGGUUUCGAUUGGUAAACACGUUCUCCUGAUUGAUACUACCAAAGUUGGCAGAGGGGAAGUGUUCUCAGCUGAGGCUCCUAUUCAGUGCCACCUUGAUAAAUUGAUUGAUGGUGUAAAGAUUGUUGGCAAGCACGAUGGAGAGGUUACAGAUUUAUCCAUGUGCCAGUGGAUGAUCACACGCCUCGUUUCCUCCUCUGUUGAUGGCACGGUUAAGAUUUGGCAAGACUUCAAGGCCCAACCAGUUGCAGUUCUGAGACCUCAUGAUGGCCAUCCUGUCAGUUCGGCAACAUUUGUGACAUCCCCUGAGAGAUCUGAUCACGUCAUACUCAUCACUGGGGGUCCUCUAAAUCGAGAGAUGAAGAUUUGGGUCCCGACUGGGGAAGAAGGAUGGCUCCUACCAGCUGAAUCUGAGUCAUGGAACUGUACUCAAAAACUUGAUUUGAUAAGUUCAUCUGAGCCACGAGCGGAGAUGGCGUUUUUCAACCAAGUCAUAGCCUUGUCUGAGGCAGGCCUCCUCUUGCUUGCAAAUGCGAAAAGGAACGCCAUAUAUGCCGUGCAUUUGGACUAUGGCUCAUCUCCAGCUGAUACAAGGAUGGACUACUUGUCUGAGUUUACAGUCACUAUGCCAAUAUUAAGUUUUAUCGGGACUAAUGAUCCUCCAGAAGAACCCAUUGUUAAGGUUUAUUGUGUUCAGACGCAAGCAAUCCAGCAGUAUACAUUAGACUUAUGCUUGUGUUUGCCUCCUCCUAUAGAGGAGAAUGUGGGUUUGGAGAAGUCAGAUUCUAGUGUUUCGCGGGAGGCAAAUCUGGUUGAAGGCAUAUCAAAACCAGCUGGAAUAAAGCUUACAGAUUUACCUUCAGUUGAUUCAGUGCCUAAACCAUCUAUUUUAGUGAAUAGAUCGAAAGGUGCUAAUACUUCGACUUAUCCGGCGGUUUCUGCAUCUGGGGAGACGACAGCACCAGUUAUUGUUUCAUCCAACGGUGAGCCUAAAACUUCUGGGCUGCUAUCUGAGACCAGUGCUGCAGGGUCGGCAUAUGCUACUUCACCCCAGCUUCCUCUAAGUCCCAGACUAUCAAGUACACCUUCUGUUGAUAGGCAAGCAGAUGCUGUUGGAGAAAGAAAUUUGGAGGAAAGCUCAAGAAGCAAGGACAAGGAUGUUACACCUGAUGAUGAUUUGUCUGGGAUGCGAACUCCACAAGGUUUUUUCAAGCACCCCACUCAUCUUGUAACUCCUUCAGAGUUUUUGAUGCGCGUUUCGUCUGCUGAAGCUUCCAUUACCACUGAAGUCAAAAGGGAUAGAGAUGCAAAUAUCCAGGACGUCAAUAUUGAUUCAAGAGACACAGAGGUUGAGGUCAAAGAAGUAGGUGACUCAAGUUCGACGCAGAAUGGUGAAAUCAAUUACAAUGACGAAACUGAGCAUCGCACUUCAAUAAAUAAAGAAAAAAUCUUUUACUCACAGACUUCGAAUCUCAGCAAUGAGAUGGCAAGAGACUGUUAUCCUCGUACAGAGUCAGAGGAAUCUAAGGCUUAUGAAAAGUGUGUACAACCUGGGGAUAAUCUUGACUCAAGAGAUGUGUCCGGAAAGCUUCCUGAGUCGGUUUCAUCUAUUGGGCUUCCACAGUCAGCCGCUACAGAUAGCAAAGGGAAGAAGCAGAAGGCCAAAAGCUCAGAGGGUCCCGGAUUGUCAUCUACAUCCUCAAAUGUUGCUAAUCUGGCUGAUACCCUCAAUGAGCAAACUCAGAGCUCAAGCCAAUCUAUCUUAGCUUUGCAAGAAACAAUGAAUCAGAUAAUGGUUUCGCAGAAAGAGAUGCCGAGACAACUGUCCAAUGCUGUGAAUGUCCUUGUCACUAAAGAAGGUAAGAGAGUAGAAGUGGCUUUAGGGCGAAUAAUUGAGAAAUCCAACAAGUCAAAUGCUGAUGCUCUUUGGGCCCGCUUACAAGAGGAGACCGUUAAGAAUGAAAAGGCAAUGCGUGACCAUUCACAGCAAAUUGUGAAUGCAAUGACAAACUUCAUGAGCAAAGAGUUAAAUGCAAUGUUUGAGAAAACGAUAAAGAAGGAGUUCGCUACAAUUGUUCCAGCUAUAGCUCGUGCAUUAACUCCAGCCAUUGAAAAAGUUGUAUCUUCUUCAAUCACGGAGUCCUUCCAGAGAGGACUUGGUGACAAAGCAGUUAAUCAGCUUGACAAAUCUAUUAAUUCAAAGCUUGAGGCAACCAUAACUAAGCAAAUACAAACCCAGUUUCAGACAUCCGGCAGGCAAGCCCUCCAGGAAGCUCUUAGGUCGGGUCUGGAGGCCUCACUCAUACCUUCCUUUGAGAGGUCAUGCAAGACCAUGUUUGAGCAAGUAGACACAGCCUUCCAGAAAGGGAUAGCUGAGCACACAAACGCAGCACAACAACGGUUUGACGUUGGACACUCCCAGCUUGCUCAUACUUUAAAGGAAACCAUUACUUCUGCGUCGUCAGUUGCUCAAGCCUUGAGCCGUGAAUUAGCGGAGAGCCAAAGGAAUCGGUUAGCUCUCGCAGCCGCUGGAGCAAAUUCUAGUGGAUCAAACACCUUGGUUUCUCAACGAAGUAGUGGACCUUUGGGUGCUCUUCUUGAAAAGGUUGAAGCAGACCCAACUACAGAACUAUCCAGGUUGAUAUCUGAACGCAAAUACGAAGAAUCUUUUACUUCAGCUUUACAGAGAAGCGAUGUCUCCAUAGUAUCAUGGCUCUGCUCACAGGUGGAUUUGCGUGGACUACUCGCUAUGAACCCACUUCCUCUAAGCCAAGGCGUGCUACUGUCACUGCUGCAGCAGCUAGCCUGCGACAUCAGCAAGGACACAUCCCGUAAGCUAGCGUGGAUGACCGAUGUGGUUGCAGCAAUUAACCCAUCAGACCAGAUGGUAGCUGUCCACGGUCGGCCAAUCUUUGAGCAAGUGUAUCAGAUUCUGCACCACCGCCCCAACGCACCAGGCAGCGACGCCUCUGCCACAAGACUUAUAAUGCACGUGAUCAACUCCAUGCUUAUGGCCUGCAAAUGAUCAACUCUUUGUUCUGAUCAUCUUUUCAUUUUUGGUUUGAAUUUUGUAUUUUUCCCUUUUAUCAUUGUUCUUUUAAAAAUGUAAAAUCUGGUUGUUUCAUAUACGUUUGCUCUGCUUUCCUCAAGUUGAUCUUAUGUAAAAACCAAACCAAUGUUGGAGUUUUUCAUUCAAAAACACAAAGGCACGUAUUUGUAAAUGCGUUUACAUUUCUUCUUCCUCAAAACACUACUAAGAGGAUCAAUGAGGUUAAGACAGCAUGGUAGUGAUG
Molecule: messenger RNA, 4063 nt
Organism: Eruca vesicaria subsp. sativa (arugula)
Lineage: Eukaryota; Viridiplantae; Streptophyta; Magnoliopsida; Brassicales; Brassicaceae
Source: the annotation of a GenBank genome assembly